CCUCAACUCUCCACCCCCACCUUCUUAGCUCCGACACUCUUUCUCUCUCUACAAACCCAUUUGUUCCCUCUAAAAAAAUCGAAACUUUCCGUCCGAUUUUUAUAUCAGGGCUUCGUUCGAAGCUUAAUCGUAAUACAACAUGAGGUCAAUCUGUGGAACAUGUGGAAGCCAAGGAUGGAAAGGACUACUUGUAACUUGCUCUAAAUGCCGUAUAGCCUGUGAGCACCGUUACUGCAUGGCGAAACAUUCAUUUGAGACCACGAUAGAUUUCGUUUGUGCUGACUGUUCAAGGAGACCUGUUAAAAAAAGCUACCCUACAGAGUCGAUCAAAGCCUCCCCUAGAAGUCAAAAAAGUAAAGCGCGGGUUGAGUCUUCAAAUCCAGUUCCUAGAUGGAAAACAAUUCCUGAAUCAUCAAGAAUGAAGUUGAUUUCACCAGAGGAAGUCAAAAAACUUUCAUGUGGGAGCAAUAAGCCAACAUUUAAAGUACCAAGACCUGUUCCUGCUCGUUCUGCAAUGGGUUUAACGAAACAAACUGUUUGUUUUCCAAGAGCUAGAAGUCUGAAUUCUACAGUGGUGGCUCGCAAAACCAAUCCAUUUCUCCUUCCACCUAAGAAGUUUGAGCCUCCUAGUCCUCGUACUCUGCAGAUUCGUUCAGGAGCUUCUAAAGCAGUAGCAGUAGUGAAAGGGUCAAAAUCGAAAGUUGGUGGUGGAGCCAAAGAUCUUGGUUCAAAAGAGAUAUGCCAAUCAAUCUUAUCAGAAAAAUUGUUGCAAUUACUUCCAUAUCGACCAGCUUUGCACCCCACUUGGAAGGGUCGCAUCGUAGAUUCUGCUACACCGUCAGAGUUUAGCGGCGAUUUUUGGGCUCAACCGGCUUCUGAAAUCCAUGGGAAGGCUUACAAACUCUCAAAGGCGGUUCCUGUCUUGCUCAAGGUCGAAUUGGUCCCUAUAGGCAGUCUCUUGAAUGAUAUGUUUGUGAACAGAAACCCAGCGCUUUCAGAUGUCGAGAUGUACAUUUUCCCAGAUGACAAGAACACAAAAAGGUAUAAGGAGGAGCACGCUCAUAUCUUUAUGACCAUGAAGAGUCGCAAUGCCAUGAUCAGAAUUAACAUCAAUGGCACACCAUUGUUGAUAUUCUCUUCAGAGUUACUGGACAAGUCCUCUCAGAUUAUCAUCGAGAUGCAGAAGAAAACAACUAACUUCCUUUGGGGGAUUUUUCUCUUGACGAAAAAGUCAUUAGCACUUGUUCCAGGGAGUUCCAAUCAAACUGGUCAAUAUUUUGAUGAUGGAGAUGUGGUUGACAAUAACACUAAGGCAUUAGGCAUCAUCAUCACCUCAGUUCAGACAUACCGGAAUUCUUUGAAGCAAUUGCAGAGACAUUACAGGGAGAGGGAUUGAUCGAUGCAAGUCACUUAUUUUUUUUGUCUCAAUGAAACUGGUAAUAGCUCAUUUGCUAAUCUCUUGACUGUGACUGUGACUGUGUGUUCUUGUUUGUUGUAGCUUGUAAGAAGUAAUAAAUUCAGUCCUUGUAUUUACUUGUAGAUUUUAUGAGUACUGAGACGGCUAUGUUGUUUACGUUUUUCUUACCUAUUUACAUUAAAAGCGGAGACUCCAGUAACACGGUUAGAUCAAACUCUUUCUAUGACGAGGGACAAACAAAAGUAUGAAGUUCUUUUACGCUACCUUCUUCUUCUUCUUCUUCAGAGUUAAAGCAAUCUCCUUGCCUGUUGUUCCUCAAGGAGCAGACGUCAUUAGAUGAUUCAGAAUCUAAUCUUCCUUGUGGUGAAGAUUUUCAAGAGUAAUCGAUGUUUUACUUGUUACUCGUUUGGAUGUAGGAAUUUUUUUCUUAGGUUACAAGUCAUUUUUGAAACUUAUGACUAAAGUUUUGUUUUUUUUUUUUGUUAUUGAUAUGCUGUAUGUAUCAUCAAUGUUUUGGAGACGGGCGGGUUAUGGAUAAAAAAUUAUUAAUUGUGAGAGGAUUAAUGAUA
Thlaspi arvense is the source of this 1986-nucleotide messenger RNA. NCBI's taxonomy places the organism in Eukaryota, Viridiplantae, Streptophyta, Magnoliopsida, Brassicales, Brassicaceae. The record is from the annotation of a GenBank genome assembly.